Panicum virgatum (switchgrass) is the source of this 1558-nucleotide messenger RNA. Its product is annotated as very-long-chain aldehyde decarbonylase GL1-10-like. Gene Ontology annotation, molecular function: iron ion binding; C-4 methylsterol oxidase activity. The coding region runs from base 197 to 1111 and encodes 304 amino acids. The record is from RefSeq and is a predicted model, not a curated record. The transcript has 6 exons. Lineage: Eukaryota; Viridiplantae; Streptophyta; Magnoliopsida; Poales; Poaceae. Gene Ontology annotation, biological process: sterol biosynthetic process.
UAUGGCCCUUCAUGUGACGUCAGCGAGCAAAUCAUCCGACAUGGCGACAUCCGCUAUAAAGAACAGACCCUGAAACUGCCAGCCAUGGCAUCUCCAUCUUCCACACUAAUCCAGCAGUAAGCGUACUCAGGCAUCUCCAUCCUGUGCCUGUGACACUAGAGCAGGUCAUCCGAUUCUCCUCAUCUCCUGGUCCGUGAUGAUCCCGUUCGCGACGGUUGAGGCGGCCGAGGAGGCGCUCGGGAGAUCCAUGACCUGGGUGGAGGCGGCGUGGUUCCGGUACUCGGCGUCGACACCGGACUACUGCCUCUGCUUCCACAACUUCGUCAUCCUCUUCGCCUGCUACACGCUCACGCCGCUGCCCCUCGCCCUGCUCGAGCUCUGCGCGCCGGCAAAACUGACCACGCCCUACAAGCUUCAGCCCAGGGUGCGGCGCCGGCUGUCGCCGGUUGCCUUCCUCCGUUGCUACACGGACACAGCGCGCGUCUUGUUGCUCCUCACCAUGGGGCCCCUCCUGCUCAUCCCCUACCCUGUCGUUAAGAUCUCGGGGAUCAGGACAGGGCUGCCGCUUCCGUCGCCGGGGGAGGUGGCGGUGCAGCUCUUGGUGUACAUGCUCAUGGAAGACUACCUGGGCUACUGGUUCCACCGCUGUCUGCACAGCGAGUGGUUCUACGACAAGAUCCACUACGUCCACCACGAGUUCAGAGCUCCCAUGGGAUUCGCCGCGGCACACGCGCACUGGUCCGAGUCGCUCGUGCUGGGCUUCGCCGCCUUCGUUAGCAUAGUCCUCGUACCGUGCCACAUAACCACCUGCUGGCUCUGGUUCGCCAUCCGCGGCGCCGUAGGUGUCGAGAUUCACUGCGGGUUCAGUUUCCCAUUCAGCCCCACCAAGCUUAUCCCGUUCUACGGAGGUGCAGAAUUCCAUGACUACCACCAUCACUAUGGAGGAAAAUGGAACCACAGUAACUUGGCUCCUUUGUUCACCUUUUGCGACUAUAUAUAUGGGACGCAUAGAGGUUACAGGCACCAUAACGAAAAGAUAAUAAAGGAUACCGCCAAUAUUACUUUCGAGAAUGAAGGGUUUGAUGGAUCCAAAAGAUGGAGACAAGACUAGAGUGUAUCGGCAAGACCACCUCUCAUCAUGAUGCUGUGAUUGCCUGAAAUAUCUUGAGUCAUCUCCCCUGCAACACGACAUACCAGGCUCAAAUUCAAGUGAACUCGUCGAUGUUAGUCUGACGCCGUAUCCACUGGCUACUCUUCUGUGGUGCUAGAGGUAUGAUUCAGCAGGCGCUGUGUACACAAGGUACUCCAAGAUGAUUUAGGAAGGUUGUGACUUGUUUCUUGACCUCAUGGUUUUGUGCUGCUGUGGGCGCUUUUGCAAAUUCUGUAUUGAUCAACUCCAAUGGCUUUACCGGUGGCAUCGUUCUUGGUUGGCGUGUCGUCUGUUUUUCGCUUGUACCGGGUCACCGGUGGCCCACAUAUUCUGAAACAGGACACCAUUUGUUGAUGCAUUAAAGGAAGUACUGUUUUAUGAAUGGACACAACAACUUCAGCUUCUAAA